AUGGGCACGUGCCCCGGGGCCUCCAACCUCCAGGGGGCCCCCAGGUCGGUGCCCCGGGGCCCCAAAUGCGGUAGUCCAGCCCUGGACCAUGUUGGGUGCCAGGGAUGGUGGUGGUGUGUGUAUUUCGGAUGGGAGGUGUUUAAAAGGCAGACACAGUGGCACAAUUUAGCCAUAUCAUAUAGAAGUGAGGGACUGCAAAUUACAGGGGUGUAUCUACUCACAAAAACAAAAGCCUGUUAAACUUCAAGUUUAAAUAUUGGAGCUACAUUUAAACCACUCUCAACAAAGAUUUAAUUUCAUCUGGAAUAUUUUCACUUUAAGUAUGACCAUACAGUUUAUAUAUUGUAUGAAGAAAUUAGACUGACAACCCAUUUUGAUCAUCACAAUAAUCUUUUUUUUACUUUUAGUACAUAAAGUUGAAAGUUUAGUUAGUUAUCUACUUAUAGUAUAGUUAGUUAUUUAAAUACUCUAAUUGUGUUAGUUCUUAAAAUAUGCAUCUAAUAGUACAUAAUUACAUGCUCUUAUAUCAGUCAUCAGUCAAGAAGAGGGUGUCUUGUCCUGCUCCUGAAAUCUGCUCCUGCAUUCAUCUCAGUCAUCAGCAACAGACCAUUGGGGUAGGUGCAUGUCUGACAUCAAUCUGUGCACAAUUACAAUGAUAAUUUAACAUGGUCAAUAAAAAAAUAAUAUAUAUAACAUAAACACACUGUUGACACAUAGGCUAUGGUGUAAUGGAAUGUUUUGCCUUGUGUAGGUUUUGACACUCGUAUGUAGGUGUCAUAACCAGCUAUAAAAUAACACAAUAUAUGUCACAACAGGUCUAAAUAUGUGUGUCAUGAUAGUGUUCUGACCAUAUUAUAAUAGGUUCUGUCAGCUGUUAUGGCAUAUUAUGACAUGGUUAUGACCGUGUCAUAACGUGUUAUGACGCUGGGUGUCAAGUAAAGUGUUACCGAAUAAACACAUAUGAAUAUGCCAGUGCUUCCUCCUUUUGCACUGUAUACAGUCCAUACACUCCAUCUACAUUCCACAAGGCAGUAACUUGUCUAACAUCAGCCACUUAUUCUGCACUUACUUCCAAUUCGUAUUUACAAUCACAUUCUCAACUAAUUUAGCAGCAAUAUGUUCCAUUAUAGUGCAUGACCUUGAUAUACACUUCUUAAUUUUCACAGUCUAGACACACACACACACACACACAAACAAACAACAAUAUAAGACUUACAGCGGCACCUCCAUUUUUGCACCAUCUUCAUUAUCUUGUCUUGUCUUGGAGUCAUAGCCCGAGUGGAAAACCUAAUGAAAAACAAUUAAACAGCCCCGGGGUUACAGAGCAAUUGUAAUAACGAUUAACCACACAAAUGAACUCAUUAAUUUGAUGCGACGAAAAUGUUUUUCCCUCUCCUGUUCAUGUUGCGAUAAACGGAAAUGUUAGAUAGAAAGACCUGUUGGCCUAGCUGUCUUCGCAGUCUACACUGCUCUGCCUGUGUUUUUUUUUACAGGGUUGGUAUAGGGGUUGAAGGGUUGUAGUUGUCUCCACAUAAACCUUUUUGUAUGGGGAUAAAUCAUCUCUGAACUCACCACUGUACUGGUGGAACUCUUUUAUGACUUCCUGCCAGAGGCAGUGUAUGCAUACAAAAUAUCUCUCUCUCUCUCUCAAAAAAAAAAAAAACUCUGUCAAUCUCUUGCUUGCUGGAAGCACUGUCAUUUUCCAUGAAAGGCCAGUCUCUUUACAUGUGUGUGUAGACGUCCAAUUAUUUUACCUUCUUACUCUUUUUCUCACCAUUGUCUACUGCAUGGCCUGGCUCAGGCACUGAACUGAAUUAACAUAAACCCCAGAUUACCUAUAUUUCACAUCCUUCAAAGGGAUGACACAAAAUGAUGUCAUCGCUGACUCAAAUGCAACAGUGGAAUCAUUUCUCCAUCCAUCCAAACGAUGCUGAAUCAGCCAGCAAUGAUAUUGCCUCCUAUGUGCGGAGGGGCAUGCUGAGACGGAAGCUUACUCCAGGUCCCUCUCUCCCUCUCACUUUGAAGUUCUCUCCUUGUGGAGAAGGUUUUGCGCUGUCAAGUGGGAUUUGCAUACAUGAUGAGAAUAAUUGGCUGUCUGAAAUGGGACACUUGUAGAAGGAUUAUUUAUUUUACUGACUGGCCAAAAAAUGUGUGUGUUGCUAAAAAUAGCUCUCCCCAUCCACUCCUCGCUGCUUUACUUUUAGGUUCUCCCCCAUGGUUUUGCUCUACCUCAGUACCGUCAUCCCCUCAAUUUGGUUCCUGGAGCUCAGCCUGCUGCAGUACAAGCUCCUGGUCAACAUCUCCUCUGGCCUCGAGCUAGAGGAGCUGCUGGCUCACAUCCCCAUCUCAGCAGUAGGUGUCACACCACAAAACACACAGCAACUUUCAUCUAAUCUCAUUGUGUUUUGUGUUGACUGACACAGGACAUUUUGCAGCUGGGCCCAGAAAAUUGUGUGGCUGCGCUGGAGCAGACCAUGCUCAUCGUGCUGGUUCUGGGCCGCUGGCUCAUGCCCAAAGGGGACAUGUCCCAGACCAGCUCUCCCAGCUCCUCAUGGCCUACGUGGGCCUGGGUGCCGACAUCCUGGACAUCUUUGACACCUUCAAGGAGCCCGAGGUCAAGACCAACUCCUGGGCCAUCAUGCAGUUCCCCUUGGUCCUCACCCAGACCAGACCCCCCAAGGCCCAGCCCCAGCCUGGCUCGUCCCAGCCUGGCUCGUCCCAGCCUGGCUCGUCCCAGUGGAGCCUCUCUCAGGGGGUAAGCGUGGCUGUGGUCGAGAGGAUGCCUGGAGCUCCCUCCUCCUGCUAUCCAGUGCUAUGCUAUUCCAGUGAAGUCUGGAACUUGCUGUUGACUGUGGGGCUCCAGGAUGGGAUGUUCCUCGUCUACCGCCUCUACCUCAUGAUCAGGCAGAACGUGCUCAACCAGCUGAUGAUCUUCUUCACCUGCAAGAACAUUCUUGUUGUCCUGCUGGAGGUCUACAGGAUCUUUGUGGUGCAGUGUGAGCAGCAGGAGGAGGCAUUCCUAAGGGGGCUGGAGACGUGUGCAAUGCCCUGGUGCCAACAAGCCCAGGAGGAGGUGGUGGUGUGGGAGGAGGACAGGAGAGCGGAGAACAAAUCUGGCCAACAG
Coregonus sp. 'balchen' is the source of this 3124-nucleotide messenger RNA. The record is from the annotation of a GenBank genome assembly. Lineage: Eukaryota; Metazoa; Chordata; Actinopteri; Salmoniformes; Salmonidae.